AUGUUAGGUUUUUUUAUGUAUCUAUUUGAAAUAAAGAAAGAGCUCCUUGUUGGAUUUUCCCUGUCAGUAUUGUACAUAACCUAUUAUCUAGUGGAAGUGGUCAAGAAGCCAAUAUUGGUUUGCCGUGAGGGUGAGUUUCGGCAAUUCCUGGUGCAGAAGGUGCCGCUGUUGAGUGAGCACUACUGGCCGACGCCGUGGUGCGUGGAGUCGCGCCUUCAGACAGUUCUCGGCUCGGUAUUACGUUCGCGGCUACUACCUCCUGUCAAGUAUCGGCGUGAAGUUUUGCGGCUGUCAGACGGCGGCCAGGUUGCACUGGACUGGGUGGAGAACGGGGCUAUAGGCGAGCCCACCGCCGUGCUUUUGGUGCUGCCGGGACUCACGGGCAGCGCCGAGGCGGACUACGUGCGCUGCAUCGCGGCCGCGGCGACGGAGCUGGGCGCGCUGUGCGUCGUAUUUAACAACCGGGGGCUCGGCGGCCUGCCGCUAACCACUCCGCGCCUGUACUGCGCCGUCAGCCACAGCGAUCUGGCCGAAGCGGUACGAGCGGUGCGCGCGGCCAGCCCCGACGUCCCGCUGCUGGCGGCCGGCGUAUCCCUCGGUGGCCUCAUUCUCGGCCACUACCUAGCCGAGCACGGCGAUCGUUCGCUCGUCCACGCAGCCCUCGUCGUGUCUUCUCCGUUGGACGUCGUCAAAGGUUCGGAGUGCAUGGAGCGCGCGCCGCUGAACGCGCUGCUGUCGUACCACAUGGCGCGCAACCUGCGCAACACGGUGCGCGCGCUGCGCCACGCGCCCGCCGCGCAGGCGCACGUGGCGCAGCUGCCGCAGGUGCAGUGCGACUGGCUGGGCGUGGAGCGUGCGCGCUCCGUGCGCGAGUUCGACGCCGCCUUCACCACCAAGCACUUCGGCUUCGACUCGGUGUCGGCCUACUACCGCGCCGCGUCGCUGCGCGACAAGCUGGAGCGCGUGCGAGUGCCGCUGCUGUGCCUGUGCGCCGCCGACGAUCCCUUCCAGCCGCUCGACGCGAUCCCGGUGCGCGAGGCGGAGGCGGCGGGCGUGGCGCUGGCCGUGACGGCUCGCGGCGGCCACAUCGGGUUCCUGGAGGGCUGGUGGCCCGCGCGCGCCGCGCCCACGCAGUACAUCGCGCGCCUCACCUCGCAGUACUUCGCCGCGCUACUGGCGCAGCCCGCGCGCCUGCACCGCCCCCCGGCCCCCGCCCCCGCACCCGCGCAAUGCUGA
Messenger RNA from Arctia plantaginis, 1236 nucleotides. NCBI's taxonomy places the organism in Eukaryota, Metazoa, Arthropoda, Insecta, Lepidoptera, Erebidae. The record is from the annotation of a GenBank genome assembly.